This is a messenger RNA of Centruroides sculpturatus (bark scorpion), 933 nucleotides long. RefSeq lists its product as uncharacterized. Gene Ontology annotation, molecular function: protein dimerization activity. The transcript has a single exon. The coding region runs from base 78 to 926 and encodes 282 amino acids. The record is from RefSeq and is a predicted model, not a curated record. Lineage: Eukaryota; Metazoa; Arthropoda; Arachnida; Scorpiones; Buthidae.
GUGCUCUUCUUGAAAUAUCUUCAGACGAAUCUCAGAAAUGUUCUGUUAAAGAAGAAUCACGAAAAAUAGCAAACAAAAUGAAUACUUUAGAAUUCAUUUUGUUAACAGUUAUUUGGGAUAAAAUUCUUUCCAGAAUAAAUGCAAGCAGUCAAUCCUUACAAAAUCCUACUUUGCCACUCUCGUUUGCAGUAAAUAUUUUUGACAAUUUAUAUGAUUACGUUAAUAGUUUAAGAAGUUCAUUUCUGGAAAUAGAAGCAGAGGCAUUAAGCACGUCAGAAAUAAAAGUGUAUUGUGAUUUUAAAAAAAGGUCCCAAAAAAGAAAACGUUUUUUUGAUGAUGCUUAUAAUGAUGAGGAAAAUCUAAGUUUUUGUCAGGGCCAAGAAAUGUUUAAGCGAAAUUGUUUCUACGUAAUUUGUGAUAAAAUCUCUUUUGAAUUAAAAGUUAGAAGCAAAAGUUACAAAGAUAUUGAUGAAAUUUUUAAAAUUUUUCAUACAAACAUAGCUGACGGUGACGACGAAGACAUAUCAAUUAAUACCGCAUUGUUAAAAAAAUGGUACAGUGGCGACAUUGAUACCGAAGAAUUGGACGAGGAAUUGUUGCAAUUUAAGUUAAUUUGUAAAAGCCAAAAUUUAACGUUGCCAUCUGAUAUGCUGCAAUUUAUAAAGAGCACAAAAAUAGUAUCAACAUUUCCAAAUACAGAAAUAUUAUUGCGAAUAUAUUUAACUUUGCCUAUAUCGAAUGCAUCUGGUGAAAGAUCAUUCUCAGUAUUAAAACGUGUAAAAAAUUAUUUACGAAACUCACUGAGUGAAUCAAAAUUAAAUUCUUUAGCUGUUUUAUACAUCGAACAAAAUGCUUUGGAUAAUAUUAAUUAUGAUGAAAUAAUUGAUAAUUUUGCUGAAUUAAAGACUAGAAAACAGAAUUUUUAAAUAAAGU